This is a messenger RNA of Mytilus trossulus (common blue mussel), 3497 nucleotides long. RefSeq lists its product as uncharacterized. The transcript is spliced from 3 exons. The record is from RefSeq and is a predicted model, not a curated record. NCBI's taxonomy places the organism in Eukaryota, Metazoa, Mollusca, Bivalvia, Mytilida, Mytilidae. The coding region runs from base 457 to 1317 and encodes 286 amino acids.
GUCCCCUUUUAAUUUUUAUCUAUUUCACCUGAGAAUCUAUGUUCAAUAGAGGAAUGGAUGUAGGAGUUUUAUUGGCAUUAUGUUUAAAUGAAAAAAUAUUUACAUAAAUGAUAUAUACCCGUUUAUAUAAAUAACGAGACAUAUUUUUGCUUGGGGUAUAAACCGGAUCAAAUCUAAACGAAACCGGAUCAUUAUAGCAUUAAUUGUUAUAGUUUCAAUUUUGUUGCACAAUCUUGCGUAAGGAUGGUAAUUAUUGAAUAGGACCGCCACAACGCCACAAGGAUGUUAAAAAAAGACAUUUCAACGUGUAGACCAAUUUUACCUGCGUAAAUCGAUCAUUUUGUGUAGACCAAGAUAUGAGGCUCUAGCUUAGAACUGAAUCACCGGAAGAAUUUUGAUAUCAGUUUUAAAAAAUUACCAGGAAGGAUAUAUUUAAUUUUUAUUUCCAGCAAUGAAAUGAAGUUGUUUAUUUUAUCUCUACAUAUUUUUAAUCUGCUUACAGAAACAUAUUGUGUUCAUGAUGAGGCAACAACAACGCCACAGAAACCACCAUCACCGAGCCCAACACCGUCGAAUUCAACAGCUGCAACCGGUGUUAAUUCAUCUUCAAAUGAUAGCCGCACCUUAAACACUGGUGUAACAUCAAUACAAAUUCAACCGUCAACUACCGAAAUGGCGGAUCUAAUACCAACAUCUAUUUUUGACAUAUCCAAUUCUUCUUUACCAUCACCCACAGCUUUGUCUCUUCCAACUUCAUUUACAGUUUUACCUACCUCUUUGUCGAUUGAUAUCAAUAGUAGCUUGUCAUCACUCAGCACAAACAUUACAAGUUCCUCCUCAAUCAAACUAAGUACAGCCAAUAUAUCGUCAACAUCAAAAUCUAUAUCGGUAUCAACGAUAUCAACGAUUUCGAUUUCAACUACUGUGUCAGCGGUAUCGAAGUCAAUGACAGUAUCAUCGAUAUCUAAUUCUGUGAUGACAUCUGGAGUAAAAGCAACAAGUUCGCCGGUAUCAGUGUCAACAACACCGCCGUUGGUGUCGUCUUCAACAGUUAGUGCUGUCACCCCAAGCGUGGUAGUAAAUUGUACAGUCACGGGCAACUGCAAACAUAAAAAUCAAAAAACAAAAUCAAAGAGUCCAGGACCAAUCGUUAUUGUAGUGUUGGUAGUAUUGGCAGUUUUAUUCGCUGCAGUUGGAUUUGUCUGCGUUAAAAGAAGAAAAAAAUGCGGAAAAUUCGGACUUGCUCCUGCAACACGUGCUGAAUAUAAAAGAUUUACCGACGACGACGAGGAGAGAACCAACAUAAGUAUGAUGUAAAAUCAACUACCAUUAAUCCAAAAGUAGUGCUUUGUGAAAUUAUUCCGCGAUAAUUUCUGAGACAGUGUAUCCCGUCCGCUUUUAUUUUAUAAACUAGAAUAAUCAAUUCAAUCUGAUUGGCUUUAAUUGUCAAUAUCAGAUUGAAACAGUAUAUAGGCCCACUAACAAUGAGUGCUAGAGACUUCUUUAAUUGUCAAUAUCAGAUUGAAACAGUAUAUAGGCCCACUAACAAUGAGUGCUAGAGACUUCUUGGAUAAUAUUAGCCUCAUCUAAAACAAACUGUCAUAGUAUAUAUCAUAGUAUAUAUCAUAGUAAAUGUAAAUUUCACCUAUCAUAUACCCAAUUUGCACAAAUGUUGUAUCCGACUAUGGAUUUUGAGAUUAGCAUGAGGACAAUUUAGGAAUCCAUCGUUACACGAUCGUGGGUCGUUUGGAGGUCGGUUUAAAUAUCAGACAGUGGCCUUUUUAAUCCUGUAUGGAUUCAAAAUUAUAAAAAAGAAACAUACAAAAUAAACACAGAAAGCCACUUUUGUCUGUUUCUUAGAUAAAUGUAGAAUAAUGGAAAAUGUCAAAUAGGUGCAAUUUGGGUAUGCUCACGUUAGCUUCGUAUAUAGUCUUCAUCAUUCUUUGCUAGUCGUUACUUGAGUCCACGUGUUACUAUAAGCAGUGAUGGAGAACCGAAUGGAUGACACGUCUUUUCAAAAAACACAAACUUGAUUGAGGUGUUAUCUUGUGCAUAUUCGUUUUGAAUUUAGAGCCGACCUGCAGUGUAGUGAAAUUUAAAGAUGGUUGCCAUCGUAAAACUUGUAGAUUUGCGCAUAUUGAAUACUUUUGAUAUGGAUGGAAACCGCAUGCAUGAUUUGAAAAGUUAUUCCUAGACUGGAGUUAUAUAAUUUAUCAUGGAUUAGGAAAUUUCGCUUUUGGUGCAGAUUGCCACAACAGCAGACAUUAGACCAUUUGAAAAAAGUCGGCUCAAUCUUCAAAACAUAGGCAACUUAGUAUUUUUUGUAAUGGACAAGCCGUCACCAUGAAACAUAGUUGCAAAUAAUGCUAUAAUACUAACUCAUCUAUUUAGUAAGUGCAUUAUAAUCAGCGUUUUAUAUUAUUUUCAUUUGGAUCAUGAGAAAGAUGCCACUGUAGUGAUUGUGAGAAGUCAAGACAUAAGUUUUCGGUAGUGUAUAAUAUUAUGUUCAUACUUGCUCAUGUAUUACAUCAACGAAGACAUUGCUCAAGUUGAUAUAUGUAUAUAUAGUCAAACAAUACUUGUUUAUAAUUGUUAGCUAUUUGAAUUCGUUCGAUCGUCACUGAUGGAUUCAUUAGUAGAUACAACGAAUUGUAAAAAAAACCCAAAAAAACUGGCUAAUUUUUUGGCACUUAUCUCGCGAGUCUUCUAUAAAUUGACAAUGAAUAAUAAAAAUCAUUAUCUUCUGGUCCCGUCAAUAUUUGAACAGCCGGAGAUCUUAGAUUAAGAAAAAAUAACAGUGGUGAUUUUUUAAUACCAGAGUUAUCUUUCUUUUACCAAUAAAGUCUUAAAUAGAAUAGGAAAGUCAAACUGAUUAUAUUCGUUUUAGAUGUUCUACAAUGGAUACAGCAGUCUUUUCAGAAGUUCAUACGUUAGAACGGGAACAUAUACAUUAGAUAUACCAGAGACAUAUAAUACAAUUGUAUUAUAUGUCUCUGGAUAUACUGUUCCAAUGUUAGAAUAAGAUACAUUGUUCUUAUUAUUAAAAAUUCAAUGUAGUAUACUUUCUCGUAAAAGAACACUUGGAAAUGUGAAUUCAAGGAUUCUUAUAGAAUAGAUUACACAAAUGUUUGCUUAUUUUAUUAUUAGAAAAAAACUAGUUGAGUAAUGUCAAAUAGUCUAGGUGAAAUCUUAUACUGACGAUUAUAAGGUUUUGAAAAAUAACUGCAUUAUAAUAGUUUACUGAAAAUUAUUAUUUAAAGAAAGCCUAACCUUUUGUCAAACAUUUGAAAUCUGUCAGAAUUCUAAUGUUGACGUUUCUUCUUUCCAGUAUAUACAUUUAAAUUGUAAAAACAAAAACAAGAGGUCUGCUGUGGCUUUCUAUACUGUAUUAGAAUACAGUUUUUUUAGGUAAUGCACAUAUUUAUUUUUUUUUCUUGCCGGUGAUAUUGUGUAUUUUGUUAUCGAUGCUACUGUUACUAUAAAGUGUACUGAUUUUA